UAGCAAGCUCCAACGCUAAUGAAGCCUGAUUUCUACUUCAGCGUGGGAUUCUAAGGAUUUCUGUCUCUUGGUUCACUGUGAGAUGUGACUGAGACUUUUCUUCUGGGGCAUUUAUCAGUUCACUUUCUCUGUUUGUUUCUUUGUCAUCUAGCAGCUUCUGUGCUGACAAUACAUCCAUUCUUUUCCUUGAGUUAUUUUUAAGACCACUUGUUUUAAAAUCUGAUGAUGUCUAGCUGUCUUUGAGAUCUUCAUUUUUGCAGGUAAAUUUGGAUGGAGUCAGCCAAUAGCUUCUGGAGACAAGCAGAUUCAUGGCAUGAACAGAUUUGUCUUGUUUCCUAUGAAAAAGAUAAACUAUUUUAAUUCUGUAGUGGCAUUUUGAUGCUACUGCAGGGUUUUUUUCUGUCCCUCCCAGUGAUGGGCCAACUAGUUCUAAUUACAGAAGUUAAAAGAUCCCGUGUAACCAGUAUCACUGCAGAUUUUGGCUUUGCCACUACAGGGCAGUGUAAGGCUAAGAAUGUAAAAUGACUUCAGAGGCAAUAAAAAGCCUGCUGCCUACAAAAGGGAUAUAUGUAUUUUACCAGGUAAAGAGUGUUACUUCCGAGAAUAGCAGAUGCUGAUAUUUCCCCACAGAACUUGUAUGCUUUUAGUAAGCAUUAAAAUAAAUUCUUCUGGUAGGAAUUGAUACAUAUGCACAACGUGGUGUUCUUUACAGUGCUUAGGAAUAGAGCAGCCCCUUUGGUUUUGCUGCUGGGUCAGUGCUGCCUAUAAGCAGGUUCCCAAGAGCAGGCGCUGUCAGAGAAUUCUUACUUACAAGUGCUUUGCAGUUCCAGGUCAAACUGUACAUGUCAAACCUUUCUGCGCUCUUUGUCACCUCAGAACUUUGCAGUUCAGUUCACACCUGUGUUAAACUGGAUGACAAAAUCAAAUCUUGAACAGUUAAAACAUUUUCUAGCAGAGAAAUCCACAAAUAGUCUCUUAGAAGGAGAGGAAGGAAAAAAGCAUUAAUUGUGUAUAUCUUCAAAGAGAGUCGUAGUGGCAGUGAGCAGUGCUUUUGCUCCUUCCCACAGCUCCCUUGAAAGCAAAUGGAGACCUGCCCUUCCUGACCCACAAAGUAUUUAAUUUCUUAAGCAAGAACUGCUGCAUCUGCAGGAUACAGUCUCGGACUUAUUUGGAAAACCCAGGAGACUAACUGAAGAAAUCUCUCACAAAGCUAUGUUAGCCCAUUAGGGGGCUACAGAGGAGAUAGUGGAAUCUUCUGAUCCCAAGCAAGACAUAAAGGGGCACUGAAAGCUUCAUAAAAAGCAUUGGUACUGGGACAGAAUGAGCUGGACUCCAAGCAUUUCUCUGUUCUCCAGGAAGUUCACAGUCCUCCAGAGUAUAGCAAAAAGGAACAGCAGCAAAAGCUCCAGCAGAGUUCAGCUGCGUAGCAGAUUGGCUGAAACACUGGCAUGUCUCCAUACCUGAGCCCAGUAUUUCACUCGUCCUCUACUUUCUGUCUAGUUUUCCACUUUAGUUGGUGGCAAAGAGCUUCCACUGGGUUUGUUACUUACUUUUCUUCGACUCCAGUUGCUUAACAGUUUUAUUUUUGCCUUGAAAAAGGAGGAAACAUUCUUGGGAGGCAAGAGGAACUAGCCACACCACCUUUGAAGGCACCGAAAGCCAGAGACUUAGCUCUUGCUCUCCGAGAGCUGCUUGAUUUGGCCUCAUUUUGGCAUACCGUCUCUAAGCCAGAGAGAAACAAAAUUCCUUUAAGUAUGGGGUUUGAACUUGUCCCUGAAGCCCUCAUUAUAGUGCAUGAGCCUGCAUGGCCAUUCUGGUGAACAAAGCAAAAAAAUUGUAACUCUGUUGUUGCCUUCCCUAAUCAUAGAGCCAUAGAAUGGCCUGCAUUGGAAGGGACUUCAAUAAUCAUCAAAUUCAAACCCCCCUGCCCCAGACAGGCUAAGGGAGGGAAGGACAGAUAGUGGCAGGCUGACAUAUCCCAAGCACAGGCUAGAGCUAUAAUUUACCCACAGCAAGAUCGUUGCCUUGCUUGCUAGCGGUUGUGGUUUUGAGUCCCUGCCUCAGAUGUAGGCUCCUCUGAGUUGAUCUGAAGCUCAAGUGAAUCCUUCCUAGGCAGCAGCAGUCUUACAGCAUAGGCCCAGCAAAGGAGACCACUGCAAUAUGCUGAAGCAAACCUGAAUGAGUUGGCUGUAGCUCAGAGAGGGUGCCACUGCCACACAAAUAGAGAGCACUGCAGCUGGGGAGCUCCAGCACAGCUCUGAAACACUUGGCCACUUGAUAAGCUGAGGUUGCACACAAGUAUUCCCUGAGAUGCACCCCAAGUCUUCUUUAUAGUAGGUUACAUGCUUCCCUGGAGGUAAGAUGAUUGCAGCAUGUGCCUUGUCUGUGGAAGUACAUGGGUUUUAUUCCCAGUUGGUGUCUUCACCAAGGUAGUUUGAAUCUUGGACAGAUUCAGCGCUGUUCAUAUAACUCUACCAGUAAAACAGGGAGAAAUUUGCAGAAGAUUUUCUGUUACAGUGAACAUAGUUCUUUCAUGAACCGUUGCUGGAAAACUGUUUCCAGAGCUCCAAGGCCUGAAAGGCAAAUGCUUGUUAGCAGUGUGUAAAAAAUCACUUCUGCUGUCUGAGGUGAGGUGGAUGGGAUUCAGAAGUGGAAGAAAAAGCCCCAUACAAAACAAGAGCAACCCCCUGCAAAGGAACACAAGGAAGAGAUUUCUGAUCUAACUGCUAUCUUGUUUAAUGAUGUAAUUUUAUAUUAGGACAUUAUCAUUUUAUGCUAUGGGAGAGGAAGGGCAAGAUAGAAUUUUCCGUAUGUUUACUGUUGAACUGUACUUUGCUAAACCAAACUUCACUGAACUAAGCACAUGGAACUCUGCACAUAAACCCCAAUCAAAGGACUUCAGCGAAGGCAAAGCCCUGAGUAAAUAAUCAUGUAGUUACAGUGCUUGUUAUACACUAUUUGAGCUUGUGUAGCAAAGCAAACUCAGAUACUGUGAAAAGAGGAGGCAGAGAUAGAUUGACAAACUCUAAAGUCGUACGAAAGAAAAUUGUAGUGAACUUUAGGUCCCGCAAAAAGCUGAAAUACUGUUGAAUAACUGGAGAGCUGAUACACAGUUCCUUAUAUUUCAUCUUCUGGCAGCAGUUUUGGAGAGUGGGAGGUAUUUUAAUGGAAAACAAAUUCUUAUUAAGCAGCCCCCUUCCUGAGCCAGAUUUCCUAAAUUAACUCAGCCUUUUCAGGCUACUGUGAACAUCUGUGCUCUUAACUGGCAGCCUCACAGAUUACCUUCCAACCAGGCUAUAUAAGCUAUAUUCCCAUCACCAACAUAGAAAGUCAUGAUACUUUUUUUUCAGCAUCACCCUUUUAAAAUGUGAUGUGUUUAAACUGGACUUCCUUUAAAAUUCCAGUUUUUCAGCAUUCGUAUGUAAAAAUACUUGAAUUCCUUUCACAAACUUGUCUCUAGAACAGUAAAAAAAAACUACUUGUACUUUUUUCUUAUUCCGAGACUUGAACAACUUUGAGAAAACUCACAAAAAAUAGUAGAACUCAAUGUAUUUUUGAUAUUUUUUCAGUGCAACAACUUCCAUAUUGAAACAUGCUUCCGUUGCAGAUUGAUAUAAAGACAGAAAGCAUUGUAUGUCACAUUUUGCUACGCUUUUGGUUAGCCUCCCUCUCCACAUUUGAUAAAGAAAUGUGUUCUCCCAACUGCUGUCAAUCUUCCUUAGUUCCAUGAGAUCACAGAUCUUCCAGUGAGAAGAAAUUCCACUUCAACACAAAUGAUUUCUGGGAGGAUUCUGUUUUCAUUUAUGUAGUAGACAAAGAGUACCUUCUAAGAAUCAUCCUGGAAAUUUAUUCCUGGAUGUAUUGUAGAAUCAUAGAAAAUUAAGGUUGGAAAAGACCUCUAAGAUCAUCUAGUCCAACUGUCCACCUACCACCAAUAUUGCCCACUAAACCAUGUCCCUAAGUACCACAUUGACGUGUUUCUUGAACUAUGUGGUAUGUUUGGCACGUAAAACAUUCUCAUUUGCCUUUCAGACUAAAGGAAGGACUAGUCAUGAGGGUCAGCCACACAGAUGCUGGUCUUCACUCGUAGAAGCAGCAGAAAAACAGACCAUCUCCAGGCAGCUAAUCUCAGUCUGACUUAAUGACAAGAGAAGUAUCACAGAUUUUCACAUUCUGGCAAGAUUUGCAAGCAUGUGGGGAGGGAGGUGGAGAAGAAAUCUCAUUCUUCUUACAUAAGUGAAGCAAUAUACACCCAACUACCCUACUUGGCAGAAAUCAGGUAGAACUGACGUUGACAUUGCUUCACACAGCUCUUUUUUAAACGGUAACAAAAGCAACAGAAACUCUGAUCAAGGAACACAGCUUUGCACAGUGCCUGUGACCUGGCACAGCAGUGACAUUUCAAUAGCCUGUCUCUUUGGACUAGUGUAGCUGAGGACUCCUUGCUCUUUGUUUGCAGUAUAUGUGGGAGCUGUACACUGCUACUCCCUCUUAAAAACACAGGCAGCCUGAAGGCUUUGAAUAGGAAUGUAGUAAGUCAAAUCCUGUGUUUCUUUGGGCUUCUAGUAACUUUCAGUGUGGUGGAGAUGGUGACUGCAUGUGUAAUUUCAUGUAAUUUCAGUUAUACUGACUUUGGUAUUACGUAUGCAGUGGCCUUAUCCGAAUUGUCUUGGCAUCUAUGAAGGAAGAAAUUACUUUUAGUAAAGGAAAGGGGUAGUAUCAACUCUGGCCUGAAACCCAUGAAGCUGUCAUUCUUAAAGCAGAAUUUUCAUAUCCUCCCCCAAAUGGGGUUGGGGGUUCCUUUAUUCUGCUACUCCAUAUUUUUCAUCAGGAAGGUUGUUUAAAGAAAAAAUAUUUUGGGUAGAGCAAGCCCAAGCUCUCUCUCCUGAUGAGAUGGCCUUCUGUGCAGGGAGUCUUUCUUAAGUGAGGAAGUGCCAACAGGUCAAAGAGACCUGUAUGCACAAACACCAAUCAGCCAUGUCGUUACAAUCCGUGGUUAUGGAUUGUGAAAGAUCUACAUCUUCUUGAAAAAACAGAAAAGGAGCAGCUGAACUGAUUCCUUGCAAAUGGGAGCAACUGAUGCCCUUGGUUAGUUCAGGAAAGGUCAAGGAACCCUAUGACGAGAUGAGAGGCUAAGGAGUUUUUUUUGUUUUAAGGCAAAAAUGUAAGAAAACACCUACCCAUCUCCUACCAAAAUUGAAAUACCAAGGGCAUUCUUCAUGUGUUUUGAUAGACGGUGAACUUCGCCUGUUAGAGCUCACCGUAUGCCACCAGCCAUUUCAAACCGCGUAGUAGAUACAAACUAGACGAACCAAAUAAAUCCUUGAAGUAAAUUCCCUAAAUUUUAUGGGAUUAUAUCAAGGAUAAGAACAUAAUCCAUGCUGAAUUAUUCUGGCAAUUAGGAGGGUGCAAAACAAUGUUGUAACCAUCCGUUAUGCAAAAUAGUUUGCCAAAUUUAUUUCAGAUGUUAUCAUGUCAGCACAGCAGGGCUUGAUACCAAUUCCUAAUUAAUUGUUUUCCUAGCUAACUUUACCUUCUCAGUGAAGUAAAAAGCAUUUCUCUAGUUAUCAUCUAGGCAAUGCUGGUAAAACACAAUUUCACAGUGGGUACACUUUGUAAGAAAUAGUACAGUUACUUUUGCCUGGAAAGGCCUGGAAUACUAAAGGAUUUCCAGGCCAAACCCUCCAGCACUUGGGUUCACCCAGAACAGAGAAUUACAAAUUUCUUGGUAGCUUUGACAGUUACAGUACUUACUGGAUCACCCUUUGACAGAAAGUUGCAAUUCAAAUGCAACCUUCUAUCAGGUUGCAUUUAGUAUAGUUGCUGGGUAUGAGUGGUGUUGACCCCUAAGAUGCCUCCAGUUUGAUUGCCCCUUUACCAAGCUUGUAUGGGAUGUGAGUCACUGAUGUGUUACAUUACCUUCAUGACGCUUUAUCUCCAGUGAGUCAGUGGCGAUAAAAAAGCUGAGUUAAUAUUUACCAAUUGUAUUUACUAAAAUCACAUACCCCUUAGUAGCAAAUGAUCCAUGAAAUGGGCUGUAAAGGGGCCAAAAGGAAUUGUUCUUUUUGAUAGUACAGCUGCAGCUGAGUGAAGGCCUCAUGAGCUGGAGGGCCCAAUAAAGGAAAGAGAUAUUUUCCCAGUGUUUCACUACAGGGGGAUUAAUUAUAACUUGCAUGCCUGCCAUAGCAACAAUUCCAUGGUAACAAACCGACAUAUUCACAAAUUACCUGUUGGUCUGAAUUUCCCUCCAGAAAGCUACCAUGUAUUCCUUCCAAAACCCUCAGAGCUGCCACAUUUGCCUACAAAAAUUUCAUUUGAAAAAUGCAUAACCUCCACCUAUCAGUAGCUCUGAAAUGAUUACAGGGGACUGGAGGAUCCAGUGAUUUCCAAGGAAUGUAGCCCAUGUUCUCUGCAGAGAAGCUGGCAGCAGCAGCCCUGGUUAGUCACUGGCAGGAUCUGUGCUCACCAAGAAAUGGCAGAGGAAUGGCAAAUUUGGCAGAGCAGACAAGCAGAGGUAAGAAAUGAUACAUGGCAAGAGGACUAGGUCUCCUGGGUCUCCUUGUUUUUUGCAGAAGAGAUCAGCUAGGUGUCUGAUGUUUUUCUAUUCUGAAUGGAGCAGAUGUGGAUGGUGGUUCAAGUAAUUGUUUGUUUUAUUUUGUCUAUCCCUUGGUCACCCUUUUAACGUGCGCUGCUAAUGUUCCUCCCAGGUCCAUAUGUGCUAACUGGGGCUUGCAAGGGAAAAUCGUACAUUAGCUCAUCCCUCCCACCCACUCUGUUAUGCCCCGAACCACAAGUAGGAGACAAUGGGCUGGGAGUUGCGGUGAUCAGUCUCACUAUGUCUUUGUCGUGUAAGGGCCACUCUAAUCUGAAGAGUACCUUUAGCAAUUGUGGCUUCUGCUGCUUUUGUGCUACCCAUCAGGGAUAAGGGCAUUUUGUUUUGAAGUCAGGAAUCAGAUCGCUGCGUUCUUGAUUUUUUUCUGCUCUCGUAUCAAUGUGAAUGAAAUAGAUGUAUUGAAUGCCUACAUGGGUAUUGGAAAGGAAGAGGACCAUGAUUAAAAAAAAAAAAAAAAAAGCUAUAUCUUAACAGAGUUCCACAUUCAGAUUUUGAAUGUAGCCUUGAUUUGGGGAAAUCGAGGAGGAGGCUCCAUCAAUCAAAACUCAGUCUGAAAGUUAACAUAAGAGUCUGCUGACUUUGAGUGUUACUGUUGCACUGUGCGGGAGUGCAGAUCAUCCUCAUAAUUAAAAUGUCAUAUUCUCACGAUCUGUGUUAUUUGCUAGGUAUCCUGCAGUUCUACCUCAUGACUGUUAGGGUGGAGAAGAGAGGGAAGGACGAUUAAAAGGAAAAGAAGCAGAAAUCUAUUACUUCCAUCUUUGGUGCCGUGAAGUCUAUCAGUUUGUGCAGCAGCCAAAAUGGCAUGGCUUCAAGAACAGACUUUACCUUCCAGUAGUGCCCUGCCUCGAGUGUGUCUGACAAUGGAAUUAAUGAGGCACAGACAGUGGGAAAGGGGUAACGUGAACUCAUGUUUCAUGCACUGCACAAUGCUCUCACCUGCUAGUGCGGGACUUUCUUAAGAGCAGCAGCAGCCGCAAAUCUUUGCCUGGCAGAUGUUUGCACCUGAGUAAGUGGCUCAGAAAUGUGUGAGGGGAACAACUGCAAGAAUUGGGGGGCACUUUUAGGACAUUUAACUUCGUACACACCAGAAAGCUUGGUGAAGCAGUGAGCUAGGCACAGUUCUCAAGGCUGGCUCACUGCCUACCAGCAAGAUAAAAGUCCAUGGGCUGCUCUUGCUUGAAGACUUGCAAAAAAGGUGAAACGUAAGUCCACUUCAAGCCACAUUCCUGCUCACUCACUGUUGGGCAUCAUUUUGGCAUUAUUAUAUUCCCAAAGGACCAUGGAGCAGUUGAACAUGUGGGAAUGUCUUUUUUGCUUGUUUGCCAGAUAUUUUUUUUUGGCUUCCUGUCCCCCAGAGGUGGUUGCCCCCACAGCAUGGGUAAGAUGAAGGACAGCUUGUGCCAACACAGCAAGUAAAUGUCCACAGGAGCCGCUAAAGUUCCUGGCAUCAAACAUCUAUGACAGGAUAUUUAAGAACUAUCCUACAGUAGAACAUAGAUCAGAUCAUAGAAUCAUAGAAUCGUUUGAGUUGGAACAGACCCCUAGAGGCCAUGUGGUCCAACUCCCCUGCACUGAACAGGGACACCUACACCAGAUCAGAUGCUCAGAGCUCCAUCCAGCCUGACCUUGUGUGUAUCCAGGGACAGGACAUCCACCACCUCUCUGGGCAACCUGUGCCAGUGCCUCUCUACCCUGAUUGUAAAAGAACUUCUUCCUUACAUCCAAUCUAAAUCUUCCCUCUUUUCAUUUGAAAUAAUUUCUCCUUGUCAUGUUCCCUUCUCCAGGGAGACUUGAUAGCAGCCUUUCAGUACCUAAGGGGGGGCUGUAAGAAAGAAGGGGACAGACUCCUUAGCAGGAUCUUUGCGAUAGGACAAGGGGAAAUCAUUUCAAACCAAAAGAGGGAAGAUUUUGAUUUAGAUAUUACGACUGAACCCUCUGGAUGUUUUAUGGUUAUGACUCUUCAUGACUGCACAUAAUGCCUGACCUUACAAUAUUUUUAGUUGUAACCUUUAGAAAUAUAGCCACUAAGACAGCAGAAGCAACAAACACUUCCUUGAGCUAGAGGACUGUGCUGAUGUGCAAACCAGAGAAAAACUGUAAAAAAUGGCUAUGAUUGCUUGUUACUAACCCAGUACUAUAUAUAUAUAUAUAUAUAUAUAUAUAUAUAUAAAGCUAUUAAAGAAAAAGCAACACUGUAAUGGAAGUGAAAACAAACAUUUUUAAGAAAGGAGAUAAGAAAAGGACAGUUCUCCAUCCCUGCGUAGAGGAGAGAAAGGGAUACUUGUCUUUUCCAAAAGACAGAAUGUUGCUGGGUGCUGAACAUGGACAACUGAAAGAAAAAUGAAUGAAGCUCCACCUUUCAGGUACUCUGCCAUCAAUGUUUUGUUCUCAUGCCAAAUUCCUGGACUAUAAAAAUCUGCCUAUAAGCCAAGAAAAAAACAUUUCCCUGGAAGGAUUUUCAAGUUACCACUUCAUGGCAAGAUGGAAGUAAAAAAGGGGAGGUCAUUUUGGAUCUUCUGCCUCAUUUGGAGUUUUUGCAAGGGGAAAGAACCAGUUCAGAUAGUCCAGGUCUCCACUGUUGGUAGGAGCGAGUGUACCACCUGGGGCAAUUUCCACUUUCAUACAUUUGACCACGUUAAGUUCACUUUUCCUGGAACUUGUACAUACGUCUUUGCUUCUCACUGCAAUGACAGCUACCAGGACUUCAGCAUCAAAAUCAGACGCAGUGACAAAAACAGUCACCUGAUCUACUUCACGGUCACUACUGAUGGAGUGAUCUUGGAGGUGAAGGAGACAGGCAUCACAGUGAAUGGGAACCAGAUCCCUCUGCCCUUCAGCUUGAAGAGCGUCCUGAUUGAGGACACCUGUGCUUACUUCCAAGUCACCUCCAAGCUGGGUCUGACGCUCAAGUGGAACUGGGCUGACACUCUCCUACUGGACCUGGAAGAAACAUAUAAAGAGAAAAUAUGUGGUCUGUGUGGGAACUAUGAUGGCAAUAAGAAGAAUGAUUUAAUUUUGGACGGGUAUAAAAUGCACCCAAGGCAGUUUGGGAACUUUCACAAAGUUGAGGAUCCAUCAGAAAAGUGUCCUGAUGUGAGGCCAGAUGACCACACUGGAAGACAUCCUACAGAGGAUGACAAUAGAUGCAGCAAAUACAAAAAAAUGUGCAAGAAACUUCUGUCCCGAUUUGGAAACUGCCCCAAAGUGGUUGCUUUUGAUGAUUAUGUAGCUACCUGCACUGAGGAUAUGUGCAACUGUGUGGUUAAUUCUUCUCAUUCUGAUUUGGUUUCCAGCUGCAUAUGCAGCACUUUAAACCAAUACUCUCGAGACUGUGUCCUCAGCAAGGGAGACCCUGGGGAAUGGAGAACCAAAGAGCUUUGCUAUCAGGAAUGCCCAAGCAACCUGGAGUACAUGGAAUGUGGAAACUCCUGUGCUGACACAUGUGCUGACCCAGAAAGGAGCAAGAUAUGCAAAGCCCCAUGUACAGAUGGUUGUUUCUGUCCUCCUGGAACUAUCCUUGAUGACCUCGGUGGCAAAAAAUGCGUUCCCAGAGACAGCUGUCCCUGUAUGUUUCAAGGCAAAGUCUACUCAUCUGGAGGGACUUACUCCACUCCUUGCCAAAACUGUACUUGCAAAGGAGGCCACUGGAGCUGUAUCUCUCUGCCUUGUUCUGGAAGUUGCAGUAUAGAUGGAGGAUUCCAUAUAACAACCUUUGAUAAUAAGAAGUUCCAUUUUCAUGGUAACUGCCAUUAUGUCUUAGCUAAGAACACUGAUGACACAUUUGUGGUGAUUGGAGAGAUCAUGCAGUGUGGGACAUCAAAGACAAUGACUUGCUUAAAGAAUGUCUUAGUCACACUAGGAAGAACAACUAUAAAAAUCUGUUCCUGUGGAAAUAUCUACAUGAACAAUUUCAUUGUGAAGCUGCCAGUAAGCAAAGAUGGCAUCACCAUCUUCAGACCCUCUACAUUUUUCAUCAAAAUCUUGAGCUCAACUGGAGUACAGAUUCGAGUGCAAAUGAAACCUGUAAUGCAGCUCUCCAUAACAGUUGAUCAUUCUUAUCAGAAUCGCACAUCAGGUCUUUGCGGCAAUUUCAAUAAUAUCCAGACUGACGAUUUCAGAACAGCCACGGGAGCUGUGGAAGAUUCAGCUGCUGCAUUCGGUAACUCUUGGAAAACCAGAGCCAGCUGUUUUGAUGUCGAGGACAGCUUUGAAGAUCCUUGUUCAAACAGCGUGGAUAAAGAAAAAUUUGCCCAACACUGGUGUGCUCUCCUGUCUAAUACAAGCAGUACAUUUGCUGCCUGCCAUUCUGUUGUAGACCCUUCUGUGUACAUCAAGAGAUGUAUGUAUGACACCUGUAAUGCUGAGAAGAGUGAAGUUGCACUGUGUAGUGUGCUCUCCACUUACUCCAGAGACUGUGCUGCAGCAGGCAUGACCCUGAAAGGCUGGAGGCAGGGGAUCUGUGAUCCCUCUGAGGAGUGUCCUGAGACUAUGGUUUAUAACUACAGCGUGAAGUACUGCAACCAGUCUUGCCGCUCGCUGGAUGAAGCUGAUCCGCUGUGUAAAGUUCAGAUUGCUCCUAUGGAGGGCUGCGGUUGCCCUGAAGGGACCUACCUCAAUGAUGAGGAGGAAUGUGUGACUCCAGAUGACUGUCCCUGCUACUACAAAGGCAAGAUUGUUCAGCCUGGCAACUCUUUCCAAGAAGACAAACUGUUGUGCAAAUGCAUUCAAGGAAGAUUAGACUGCAUUGGAGAAACUGUCCUGGUAAAAGAUUGCCCAGCUCCUAUGUACUACUUCAACUGCAGCUCGGCGGGUCCUGGUGCCAUUGGAUCAGAGUGUCAGAAGAGCUGUAAGACGCAGGACAUGCACUGUUAUGUCACAGAAUGUGUCUCAGGCUGCAUGUGUCCCGAUGGGCUGGUGCUGGAUGGCAGUGGGGGAUGUAUUCCCAAAGACCAAUGCCCGUGUGUCCACGGAGGGCACUUUUAUAAACCUGGGGAAACCAUCAGAGUUGACUGCAACACAUGCACCUGUAACAAAAGGCAGUGGAACUGCACAGACAAUCCCUGCAAGGGAACCUGCACUGUGUACGGCAACGGGCACUACAUGAGCUUUGAUGGGGAGAAGUUUGAUUUCCUGGGAGACUGUGACUAUAUCUUAGCUCAGGAUUUUUGCCCCAAUAACAUGGAUGCUGGCACCUUCCGAAUCGUAAUUCAGAACAAUGCCUGUGGGAAGUCACUCUCCAUCUGCUCCCUAAAGAUCACACUGAUUUUUGAGAGCAGUGAAAUCAGGCUUUUGGAAGGAAGAAUUCAGGAGAUAGCCACUAAUCCAGGAGCUGAGAAGAAUUAUAAGGUGGAUCUCAGAGGAGGCUAUAUCGUGAUUGAAACAACUCAAGGGAUGAGCUUCAUGUGGGACCAGAAGACGACAGUUGUUGUUCACGUGACACCAUCUUUCCAGGGAAAAGUCUGCGGCCUUUGUGGGGACUUUGACGGCCGCUCAAGGAAUGACUUCACAACCAGAGGGCAGUCUGUGGAGAUGAGCAUCCAGGAGUUUGGAAACAGCUGGAAAAUAACAAGCACCUGCUCAAAUAUCAACAUGACGGACCUGUGUGCUGAUCAGCCUUUCAAAUCUACCUUGGGACAGAAGCACUGCAGCAUCAUUAAGAGCAGUGUCUUUGAAGCAUGCCACAGUAAGGUGAAUCCAAUACCAUAUUAUGAAUCUUGUGUUUCUGACUUCUGUGGCUGUGACAGUGUGGGAGACUGUGAGUGCUUUUGUACCUCGGUGGCUGCUUAUGCAAGAAGCUGUAGCACGGCUGGUGUCUGUAUCAACUGGAGAACGCCUGCCAUUUGCCCUGUGUUCUGUGAUUACUACAAUCCACCUGACAAACAUGAGUGGUUCUAUAAACCCUGUGGAGCACCUUGUCUAAAGACCUGCAGGAACCCACAAGGAAAAUGUGGAAAUAUACUGUACAGUUUAGAAGGCUGUUACCCAGAGUGCAGUCCUGACAAGCCGUAUUUUGAUGAGGAGAGGAGGGAGUGCGUCUCCCUCCCUGACUGCACUUCAUGCAAUCCUGAAGAGAAGCUGUGUACUGAAGACUCCAAAGAUUGCCUUUGUUGCUACAAUGGGAAGACCUACUCAUUAAAUGAAACUAUAUACAGCCAAACAGAUGGGACUAAGUGUGGUAAUGCUUUCUGUGGCCCUAACGGAGUGAUCAUUAAAACAUUCAUCCCUUGCAGUACACCAUCCGCACCAGCACAAGAUUCUUCACAAGUAGCUUUUACUGAACAAAAUGGUGUGCCACUGGAAGUCACCUCUCCAAAGUCAGAACAACUUAUGCAACCUGUAACAUCUGCACCACCACUAUCAACAGUAGCCACUCCCUGUUUCUGCAGUGACAAUGGACAAUUGAUACAAAUGGGAGAAAAUGUUUCUCUGCCAAUGAAUAUAUCAGGUCAUUGUGCUUACUCCAUUUGCAAUGCAUCAUGCCAGAUUGAAUUAAUCUGGGCAGAGUGUAAAGUCGUUCAAACUGAGGCCCUCGAGACCUGUGAACCAAACUCUGAAGCCUGUCCACCAACAGCUGCUCCCAGCACAAUGAACCUAGUUCCUGCUGCCACGCUGGCUCCUGUGAGCGACUGUCUUGGGCUCGUUCCUCCCAGAAAGUUUAAUGAAUCAUGGGACUUUGGAAACUGCCAGAUUGCCACUUGCUUGGGAGAAGAAAAUAAGAUUAAACUGUCCAGCAUCACUUGCCCUCCUCAGCAACUGAAACUCUGUGUCAAUGGUUUCCCAUUCAUGAAACACCAUGAUGAAACUGGUUGCUGUGAAGUCUUUGAGUGCCAGUGUAUUUGCAGUGGCUGGGGAAAUGAGCAUUAUGUGACUUUUGAUGGAACGUAUUACCACUUUAAAGAAAACUGCACAUAUGUCCUCGUGGAGUUAAUUCAGCCUGACUCUCAAAACUUCUGGAUUCACAUAGACAACUACUACUGUGGUACCACUGAUGGAGCAAUUUGUUCAAUGUCCCUACUCAUUUUUCACUCCAAUUCUCUUGUUAUUCUGACACAAGCGAAGGAACAUGGAAAAGAAACAAACUUGGUUUUAUUUAAUGAUAAGAAAGUUGUUCCAGACAUUUCCAAGAAUGGUAUCAGGAUAACCAGUUCUGGCCUUUACAUCAUAGUUGAAAUACCUGAAUUAGAAGUUUAUGUCUCUUACAGUCGACUUGCAUUUUACAUAAAGCUCCCUUUUGGAAAGUAUUAUAACCAUACCAUGGGACUGUGUGGUACAUGCACCAACCAAAAGUCUGACGAUGCUAUGAAGAGGAAUGGUGAGGUCAUCGAGUCCUUCAAAGAGAUGGCAUUGGAUUGGAAAGUCCCAGUUUCUACCAACAGAUACUGUAAUCCAGGCGUCUCAGAACCAGCUAAGAUUGAAAAUCAUCAGCACUGUGAGCCUUCUGAGCUGUGUAAAAUCAUCUGGAACCUGACCGAGUGCCACCGCGUGGUCCCCCCGCAGCCCUACUACGAGGCGUGUGUGGCCAGCAGGUGCUCGCAGCAGCACCCCAGCACUGAGUGCCAGAGCAUGCAGACAUACGCAGCCUUGUGUGGGCUCCACGGGGUCUGCGUGGACUGGAGGGGGCAGGCGAGCGGGCAGUGCGAGGCCACCUGUGCUCGGGAUCAGGUCUACAAGCCAUGCGGGGAAGCAAAAAGAAACACUUGCUUCAGCAGAGAAGUCGUUACGGAUACCCUCCCCUCCCAAAACAACACACCAGUGUUUGUUGAGGGAUGUUACUGCCCUGAUGGGAAUAUUCUGCUGAAUGAUCACGAUGGCAUUUGUGUUUCUGUCUGCGGUUGCACUGCACAAGAUGGAUCAGUGAAACAGCCUAGAGAGGCCUGGGAGCAUGACUGUCAAUACUGUACGUGUGAUGAAGAGACCUUGAAUAUCUCUUGCUUCCCCCGCCCUUGUGCUAAAUCUCCACCUAUCAACUGCACUAAAGAGGGCUUUGUACGCAAAAUAAAACCACGUCUGGAUGAUCCAUGCUGCACAGAGACAGUCUGUGAAUGUGAUAUAAAAACUUGCAUUAUCAACAGAACAGCAUGCGACUUAGGUUUCCAGCCAGUGGUAGCUAUAUCUGAGAAUGGCUGUUGUCCUAUCUUCUCCUGUAUACCAAAAGGUGUAUGUGUUUCUGAAGGAGUUGAAUUUAAGCCUGGAGCAGUGGUGCCCAAAAACUCUUGUGAAGACUGUGUGUGCACGGACGAGCAGGAUGCUGUGACGCAAACCAACCGCAUCCAGUGCGUCCCAGUGAAAUGCCAAACCACCUGCCAGCAGGGUUUCCGCCACGUGGAAAAGGAGGGUGAGUGCUGCAGCCAGUGUCAGCAAGUGGCUUGUGUGGCAAACUUUCCAUUUGGCAGUGUGACCAUCGAGGUUGGAAAGAGUUAUAAAGCACCAUAUGAUAACUGUACUCAGUACACAUGCACUGAAUCAGAGGGCCAGUUUUCCUUGACUAGUACAGUAAAGGUCUGCCUCCCAUUUGAGGAAUCAAACUGUGUCCCAGGGACAGUUGACGUGACUUCAGAUGGCUGUUGUAAGACAUGUAUCGACCUGCCACAUAAAUGCAAACGCAGCGUGAAAGAGCAGUACAUUGUUCACAAGCACUGUAAGUCUGCUGCUCCGGUCCCAGUGCCCUUCUGCGAAGGGACGUGCAGUACCUACUCAGUGUAUUCCUUUGAGAACAAUGAAAUGGAACAUAAAUGCAUUUGCUGCCAUGAAAAAAAGAGUCACGUAGAGAAGGUGGAACUGGUUUGCUCUGAGCAUAAGACACUCAAAUUCACAUACGUGCACGUGGAUGAAUGUGGAUGUGUGGAAACCAAAUGCCCAAACAGGAGAACAUGAGCAUAAACUAGAGACAUUUCAGCUCCCAUUUCACGCUUCUCUAGCAAGUGGGUAGUUUAGAAAACAGCUGUGAGUAACCUUCAAGUGACUGUACUUCUCUCCUGUGUCUUUUCCUUCUGGUAUUAUAUGCAGUUAUGGAAAUUAGCUGAAGAUUUUGCUCUAAAUGUUUGUAGAAUAAACUGCAUUUCAAAGAGAA
This is a messenger RNA of Numida meleagris (helmeted guineafowl), 15683 nucleotides long. Its product is annotated as mucin-5B. The transcript has 48 exons. The record is from RefSeq and is a predicted model, not a curated record. Gene Ontology annotation, molecular function: protein binding. Gene Ontology annotation, cellular component: extracellular matrix. Bases 9095 to 15487 code for a protein of 2130 amino acids. Lineage: Eukaryota; Metazoa; Chordata; Aves; Galliformes; Numididae.